Dromiciops gliroides (monito del monte) is the source of this 1415-nucleotide messenger RNA. It is a transcript of the gene TMEM242, whose product is annotated as transmembrane protein 242. The record is from RefSeq and is a predicted model, not a curated record. The transcript has 4 exons. NCBI's taxonomy places the organism in Eukaryota, Metazoa, Chordata, Mammalia, Microbiotheria, Microbiotheriidae. Bases 90 to 515 code for a protein of 141 amino acids.
UUAAGGUCGCACCGCGCCGGCCCCUUUUUCUCUAGUUUCCUUGUUUCCACCCGGGCUCAGUUGGGCGACGGCUCGGCUUCCUUUCAGCUAUGGAGCCUGUGGGCUCCGCGCCGGGAGGGGUUCCCGGGUCUUUGGAGCAUCCCGCAGACCCGGACAACCGGCUGUUUCUCGUGAAAGGUGGAAUUUUUCUUGGUACAGUUGCUGCUGCAGGAAUGCUGGCUGGUUUUGUUACAACUUUGUCACUGGCUAAAAAGAAAAGCCCUCAAUGGUUCAAUAAGGGAAUUACUGCCACAGCUGCUUUACCAGAGAGUGGUUCUUCUCUUGCCUUGCGAGCAUUGGGUUGGGGCUCACUUUAUGCAUGGUGUGGAGUUGGUGUAAUCAGUUUUGCAGUCUGGAAAGCUUUAGGAGUUCACAGUAUGAAAGACUUUCAGAGUAAAAUGCAAUCAAUAUUUCCAGUGAUUCCCAAGAACCCUGGGUCAUCUGUCGAGUGGGAGGAAGCACUGAAAUCCAAAUGAGAUGAGCAUGAAAGAAUCCCAAAGUGAUUGUUAUGGGGAAAGUAGCUUGGAAAUGCCAAAAUAACCAUCCUCUUUAAAGGAAAAAGAGAUCAAAUUGAUUUCUACUCAGGAAAGUGAACAAAUCAUUGAUGGAACAUGGACUUUGGCUGUCAGCAUCUUCACUGUAGUCUACAAAACUCAGUCAUUCUGCAUUUGCUUUAUCUUGGAAUCAGUGGGAGAGGUACAUGUUUUUCAAGGUUUGGAGAGUUGUUUUAAGGAACAUUAGUUGUAAUAACUGCCCUUUAUGGAGGAUAUACCAGUGUAAAAAGUUAGAUAUAUUUAUAUGAACCUUAAAAAACAAGUCUCUCACUUGAAAAGCCAAAUUUUAUGAUAAAUACUCUAACAGAAAUUUUUAUAAACCUUUGUUACUUCUCAUCACCAGGUUGGAAGACCAAUUUAAAAAUUAAAGGUGGUUCAGUUUCAAAGUUUUAAAAAUAACUUUUACAAAUUUUAGACCAUAAGUUCCUUGAGAGUAAGGACUAAGUUGUUUUGUUUUUCUUUGAAUCCCCAAAGCUUAAUAUAGUGCCUGCCACAUAGGUGCUUAGUAAAUGCUAGGUGACUGAUAUGGCUCUAGCUAAUAAUGAAAUGAUAGUGACUCAUUUCUUUGAAAUUAAAUGAGUUCAUUCCAGGAACCUCCUAUGUUAUAUGAAUCUCUGGUUCUACCUAGCAUGUUAAGAGCCAACUGAGCAGCCUAACCAUUCAUCUCUUGGUGCACAUGUAAUAGAUCAUUUGUUUGAAAUGAUUUUUCAUUUGCUUUGUGCCCUUUGUUCACUCAUUCAAUGCCCCACUUAAAGGCCAUUCAUUAUAUUUCUACAUGUAUGCUUUGAGAGAAAUAAAAAAACCAGCAACAGAUUAAUAUAA